Messenger RNA from Anopheles maculipalpis, 449 nucleotides. RefSeq names its product alpha-endosulfine (gene endos). Lineage: Eukaryota; Metazoa; Arthropoda; Insecta; Diptera; Culicidae. Gene Ontology annotation, molecular function: protein phosphatase inhibitor activity. The transcript is spliced from 3 exons. The coding region runs from base 32 to 421 and encodes 129 amino acids. The record is from RefSeq and is a predicted model, not a curated record. Gene Ontology annotation, cellular component: cytoplasm.
UUCAAUCUGAUCUGGUAAAACAUCUGACACCAUGAGCGCCGAAGAGAGCACAGAACAACAGACCACUAUUGCUGAGGUGGCGGAAGAUCAGCAAUCGGAGGAUAAUCCUCAAGAGCAACAGCAGUCCGUCAGUGAGCUGGAAAAGCAGGAGGAGGAGAAAAUGAAAGCCAAAUACGGCACGAACGUUGGUAUGGGUGGUCCGCGUGGUUUGGGCGGUCAUUCUGCAUUUCUGCAAAAACGACUUCAGAAGGGUCAAAAGUAUUUCGAUUCCGGUGAUUAUCAGAUGGCCAAGCAAAAGGGUGGCGGUGUGAAGCAGGUGUUCGCUAACAAAGUUCCAACUGGUGAAGCGAUACCGACACCCGAAACGGUUCCGGUGCGGAAAACGUCCAUCAUUCAGACGUGCAACAAGUUUCAAAGUUAAAAAUGCAACCAUGGUCUGUUUUCCAUUG